Gossypium arboreum is the source of this 3373-nucleotide messenger RNA. RefSeq names its product putative pentatricopeptide repeat-containing protein At5g65820. The transcript has 3 exons. Bases 159 to 2069 code for a protein of 636 amino acids. The record is from RefSeq and is a predicted model, not a curated record. Gene Ontology annotation, molecular function: protein binding. NCBI's taxonomy places the organism in Eukaryota, Viridiplantae, Streptophyta, Magnoliopsida, Malvales, Malvaceae.
CACAUAAUACAGACUUUUUAUAAAUUUUGACGUUUUAAAUUUCCGUUCUUCACCCUUGUGAAAAGAACACUCAUUUUCCGAGAAAAUGCAAGAAAAUGGUAACAUCUGCUGAGAAAAUAGGUUAAAGCUUUUCACCCUUUGCAAACAACAUAAAAACAAUGCGAAGAUUCUCUUCCAAAUCAUUCUCUCUUAUCCCCAAACACCGUUUUCUUUCACUUUCCUCCUAUCCAAACACCCACCACUUCAUUCCCAGCAACAACGACGGCGGCUUCUCGACCGGUUCCAAACCCGGGUUCGGUUUAGUUACCCUUAGAACCCCACAACCCGAAUUUGGACCCGAAAACGACCGACGUGUCGACGACUUUGCUUCCGAUGUCGAAAAGAUUUACAGAAUCCUCCGAAAAUUCCACACUCGGGCCCCAAAGAUGAACCUCGCUUUACAACAGUCCGGCGUCGUUUUUCGCCACGGUUUAACCGAACGCGUAUUGAACCGGUGUGGCGACGCCGGUAAUUUGGGUUACAAGUUCUUCACUUGGGCAUCGAAACAACCUGGAUAUCACCCAAGCUAUGAAAUUUACAAAGCGAUGAUUAAGAUUUUAGGCAAGAUGAGACAAUUUGGUGCCGUUUGGGCAUUACUUGAAGAAAUCAGAAAUGAAAAUCCCCAUUUCAUUACGGCUGAAUUGUUUGUUGUUUUGAUAAGAAGGUUUGCUUCUUCACGGAUGGUUAAAAAAGCCAUUGAAGUGUUCGAUGAAAUGCCUAAGUACGGUUGUCCACAAGACGAGGCCGUGCUUGGGGCAUUGUUAGAUGCUUUAUGUAAAAAUGGGGAUGUAAAAGACGCAGCUUUAGUUUUUGAGGAAAUGAAGGUGAGGUUUAAGCCGAAUUUAAAAAUUUUCACUUCUUUGUUAUAUGGUUGGUGUAAAGAAGGGAAGAUUUUGGAAGCUAAACAUGUGUUGAUUCAAAUGAAAGAAGCUGGUUUCGAGCCGGAUAUUGUGGUUUAUAACAAUUUGUUGAGUGGGUAUGUUUUAGGAAACAAAAUGGGGGAUGCUUUUGAUCUAUUGAAAGAAAUGAGGAGGAAAGGGAUUGACCCCAAUGCAUGUUCAUAUACCAUUGUGAUUCAGGGACUUUGUAAGGCUGAUAGAAUGGUGGAAGCAAUGAGGGUUUUUGAUGAAAUGGAGAAAAAUGGUUGUCAAGGUGAUGUUUUGGCUUAUACUACUUUGAUAAGUGGGUUUUGUAAGUGGGGGAAGCUUGAGAGAGCUUAUGAGCUUUUGGAUAGGAUGAAAACAGAGGGGCUUGUACCAAAUUCGUCAACUUAUUUGCAUAUUAUGGUGGCUCGUGAGAAGAAGGAAGAGUUAGAAAAGUGUUUGGAGUUGAUAGAGGAGAUGAGGAAGAUUGGUUGUGUUCCAGAUGCUGGUAUUUAUAAUGUGGUUAUUCGAUUAGCUUCUAAGUUAGAGGAAGUUAAAGAAGCUUCUCGGGUUUGGAAUGAGAUGGAAAGAAGUGGAUUUAGUCCAGGAGUUGAUAGUUUCAUUGUUAUGAUCCAUGGUUUUAUUGCACAAGGAUGUUUGGUUGAGGCCUGUGAGCAUUUUAAAGAAAUGGUUGGAAGGGGUCUGUUCUGUGUUCCUCAAUAUGGGAUUUUGAAGGAUUUGUUGAAUUCUUUGUUAAGGGCUGAGAAGCUUGAAAUGGCUAAGGAUGUAUGGAGUUGUAUCGUUAGUAAAGGAUGUGAACUUAAUGUGUCUGCAUGGACAAUUUGGAUUCAUGCCCUUUUCUUGAAAGGGCACGUGAAGGAAGCCUGUUCGUAUUGUAUGGAAAUGAUGGAUGCGGAUUUAAUGCCACAGCCUGAUACUUUUGCAAAGCUCAUGAAGGGUUUGAGGAAACUGUAUAACAGGCAGAUCGCAGCUGAGAUAACAGAGAAGGUGAGGAAGAUGGCUGCAGACAGAGAGAUCACUUUUAAGAUGUAUAAACGGCGAGGGGAGAGAGACUUGAAAGAAAAAGUAAAGGAAAAGACAGAUGGUAGAAAGAGGAGGGCUCGUCGACGUCGAUGGGGUUCAGCCCGUAGCAGAUCUGGCAUUUAACAACUUCAUCACAAGGUGGUCGUUUGCCAAGUAAUGAACCUAAUAACAAAAUUACCGAUCAGAUUGCUUUGGUAUGAAGUAGAGAAAUGGGGGAGCCUCUAUAUUCUUUAGAACCAGUCAGCUUGUUCUGCAGUGGUCGCUGGGAGCGAAUCAUGGUUGAAUUGCAGUAUCUCCGAGUGGAAGUUCCUUCCCCAUUUCUUGCUUCUGGAAGACACUCUCCCUGAAUUUCGUUCUAAGCCUUUCCAUUUCUUGAUUGAUCUCUUGCUCGUUGAAAAGGGGCAUCAUCAUACCUCGUUGCCGUGCAAAUCGACAAGUGUCUUCAAUUCAGCACGGCGGAAAAGAGCCUCGUGUCCUUCUCCAAGGAGAAGGUCUAAUAGCUAAUGAAACAAACACAGAGCACAGAUAAGAGGUUCAGCUGAGAUAUAGUGAAGUUGAUUCAGUUUUCAGUUUUCACCUUGCUUAUUGGAUAUGCAACUGGGAAACAAAUCCAAAUGAGGACUCGAACAAAUGGAGCAACUUUUGCACCAAUCGCCAAUCCAUACCGCGUACAAACCGCUUGCGGAGCGAUCUGGAUCGUAAAGAAAGAGAGCAAGACGAGCUUAAAACAUGUGACCAAGAACAUGAAAUGGAGCUUACAGCUUAGUAACUUACCUCACCAAACAUAAGUAUGAGGGUGACUGAAAUAAGGAUUGCACCCCAAGCUGACACCAAGCUGUCUAGAAAAAUUGGAAGGGCCUAUAAAAUCAUGUAACCUCAUAAGUUAGAAGCUCUCAACUGUCGACAAAAUACCUUAAAAGUUGUCCAACGGUUUCAUAUUUCGAACCUCCAUAGCUGCAGCAUUGCAGAUGAGCAAAGUGCAGAGGAGCAAAUGUUGUCUCCUAACAACUGGAAGUAUCUUUGCUGUAAUGAAUCAAUGAAAAACACUGUAAAGGGAACUCAUUUGAAGAAGAAGAAGAAGAAGAAGAAGAAGCAAGUUAGAGGGUGUCAUGAGAACAUUACAUACCGGCAUGUUUGCUAUUGGUCGGUGUUCCAGAUUCAGCGAGCACUUCGAGAUCAACGAGGCUCAAAGACAUGAGCCCCAUUGUGAGACCAGACAUCAAUCCGGCAAACAAAACGAGACCAGCAACGAUAGUGAUCCUAAUGAAGAACCCUGUUUCGCAGCAAUGAUACUCAACUUCCAUUGUUGCUCUAUUUGUUUAUCUGAUGAGGUUUGGUUUAUGUACUGUGAGAUUUGCAUUAAUGGUUCAUGAACAUUUUAACUUAUAUUCGACAGAAUAAAAGUAAGAUUCUAACCCUUUUUUUUA